Molecule: messenger RNA, 4129 nt
Organism: Mytilus trossulus (common blue mussel)
Lineage: Eukaryota; Metazoa; Mollusca; Bivalvia; Mytilida; Mytilidae
Product: solute carrier organic anion transporter family member 3A1-like
Exons: 9
Coding region: 1-1977 (658 amino acids)
Biological process (GO): sodium-independent organic anion transport; transmembrane transport
Cellular component (GO): plasma membrane
Molecular function (GO): protein binding
Source: RefSeq, a predicted model, not a curated record
AUGACUUCAAAGACACAGUGUGGCAUUGGACGGUUUACACCUGAUUGUUUGCAAUGUUUUGCAAAGAUCAAAUUCUUUGCUAUAUUUUAUUCUAUAGCAGCGUUAGUUACAUCGACUCUGUCCGUUUAUAUAGCUUCACAGAUUACCACCCUUGAAAAACAGUUUGGAUUUACUAGUACCCAAAGUGGCUUAUUAAUGAGCUGUAAUGACAUUGGCUACCUGGCUGUAACUCUGUUUGUCAGCUAUUUUGCAGAAAAAGUUCAUCCACCUCGUGUUCUAUCCUUUUCAACUAUUCUAUUUGGUGCGGCUGGAUUAAUUUGUGCAAUACCAUAUUUCAUGUCACAGAUGCAUUCUAAAACACUUUUGUCAAAAUCGUCGAACUUAAAUAGAAGUAAUGCCUUACGAGCUGGGAUGGCACCAGGACAAUUGUGCCGAGCGUCAUCAGCGUUCAUCCAGUCAAAUUCUGCAAUGAACUGCAGUUCUAAUUCUAAUCCCCCUGCAUCAAUUGGUGUUGCUAACGACUUUACUCCUGUUGCCAUGGCAAUUAUUGCAAUUGGAAUGAUAAUACAAGGAAUAGGCAAGUCACCAAGACAAGCUUUUGUUACAACAUAUAUCGACAACAAUGUUGACAAGACAAAAACAGCUGUAUAUGUUGGCGGUAUCAUGGCAGUUGCUAUAUUUGGACCAGCGCUUGGUUUCGGACUCGGAGGACUGUUCAGCAGAAUGUAUGUAACUUUAGAAGAUGUUGAUAUUUCGCCACGUGACCCUAGAUGGAUUGGUGCAUGGUGGGUAGGAUUUUUAACAUUUGGAGCAGGAAGCUUGAUAACUGCACUUCCUGUCAUGUGCUUUCCAAAAAGAUUCCAUGAAAAAACGAAAGAAACAAAAGAAGUAAAGAAUAAAAGAAAAACGCGAUGGAUAGUAGGAUUUUUUAAAGCUAUAUACGCACUAUUUCGUAACAAAUUUUAUAUGCUGAUCUUGUUUAGAAAAUGUCUGACUUUGAUUAUAGUAAGCGGAAGUAUUGCAUUUGGAUCAAAAUACGUCGAGACGCAAUUUUCAUUACCAGCUUGGCAGUCAAACUUGGCUUUAGGUAUUGGUCGUAUCAUGACAAUAUCUAUAGGAACUUUCAUAGGAGGAUAUUUUACGUCAAAAAAGAAGCUUUCGCCACUAGGAUGUAGUAAAUUUAUCUUCAUCUUGUCAUUCUUCACAAUGGCAAACUACGCGAUAAUUAUGUUUCUUGGUUGUGAGACUCCAGAAAUUAUUGGAUAUAACAGAAAACUAAGCAAUACAUCGAACAUAUGUGUAGAUAACUGUAAUUGUAAUUCGGAAGAAUAUUUCCCUGUGUGUGGUUCGGAUAACAAUAACUACUUUUCACUUUGUCAUGCCGGGUGUACAUCAUCUAUGAAGGGUUUUACCAACUGUACAUGUAUAGGAGCAACAGCGACAGCUCAACCUGGGUUAUGCUCUACUGACUGUCCUAUGUUUUUCCCUUAUAUCAUUGUUUCCUGUGUGUUUGGAAUAAUUGAAUCGUUUGGUAUAAUGCCAAGUUUGAUAUUCAUGAUGAGAUCAGUUAAAGAAAAACAGAAAGGAAUAGCCGUUGGUUUUUCAGCUUUUAUUUCAACAUUUGGUUGGUUCCUUGGACCAGUUAUAUUUGGUGAAGUUAUUGAUAUGUGUUGCGAAAUAUGGAGUUCUCGGUGUGGGGUAAAGGGAUCAUGCGCAUUGUACGAUAAUGUGAACUUCCGGUAUGGCAUCUUUGGUUUCUGUCUCAUACUGAGUUGUUUUAUUAUAAUACUUGACCUCGUUAACUACUUAAUUGCAAGAAAGAAAACAGACUGGAAUAUUGGAAACACAGGGCGAAAAAAUGAACUCGACAUUAUCGAAAAUCAAGGAUGUAUUGACGAUGGAGGAGACGAUAACAACAAAAACAUUCAAACAGUCAAUGAGAAAACCGAAUUAACAGAAACAAUGAUUUUUCGUUAAUGAAGUUAUGCACAAAUUUCCUUGUAAUACACACACCGUUUACAUGAAAUAUGUCUUCUCUCAAUGUUUCGGCAUCAUUUCAGACUUUUGAGGAGAGACAAAUGUGUCUCGUUUUCAAUGUUGAUAUAUAUCUUUCAUAUGACAAUGUAUGAGAUUCAAGGUUCAAGAUUUGAUUUGCUCAAUCAAGAACCUUCAAAGGAAAUAUACUCAAAAUAUAACAGUUGUAACAAAACAAAUUAUAUCAUAUUCGUAGUCCACAAAUUAUUUUUCAGAUACAAAUGUAGGUAAAUGAUAUAUUUUAUUGCAUAGCAACAUAAUAUUUCCCACAAAAAAGUAACAAAAGUUAGUGUUCAAUAAAAUUCCAAUAUUGCACUAGUGCAAUAAAUGGUCAAAAUUCAUAACGUCAUCAAAGUCAAAAUUAUAGCUUAAAACAAUUUUUUCUUUCGAAUAUUAAAAAGAGAUACAAUAAAAGGGUUAUUGAAUGAAUAAUGAGGAAAAUUGUUCCUCGUAGAACAUAUAUUGCACUCGCAAACUCGUGCAAUAUUAAAUUCUACUCGGGACAAUAUUCCCCAGUAUUCUUCCAAUAAAAUAUAUUGUCAUAUGUAUCACAGUUAUACAGUGGAAUAUUAGCAGAUAAUUUAAUUGGAAGGUUUUUAUAAAAUAAAUUGUCUUAUUCUAUUAUUAUAUAUAUCUUCUAUAUUCAUUUACUACAUAAAUCUCGUAAGACAGGGCAAGUUAAAAAAAAGAAUUAAGUUAUAUAAUCAAGAAAAACAAAUGCUGAUUAAAAAGAAACACAAUCGUUUGUUGCUGUGUUACGUUUUUUUUGGUUUUUUUUUUUGGUACAUCAAGACAGCUUUCAGUUUUCUAGUUUAAAUUGUUAUACAUUGUGGAAAAUCAUUGUGAUUUCGGGCCAUUUCAAACCUGACUAUUCGGUAUGGGCAUUGCUCAUUAUUGAAGACCAUAUGGUUACCUACAUGUAAAGAUGUUAAUUUCUGUGUCGUUUAGUCUCUUGUGAAGAAUUGUCUCAUUGCAAAUAAUACCAUAUCUUCUUGUUUAUACAUAUAUUGAAAAAGAAAAUAAAUCUCAUUCUCAAAAUGAUCAGAGAAAUAUAUGUCAAUAUUAAACUCAUCAUAGAUACCAGGACUAAAUUUUAUAUAUACGCCAGACGCGCGUUUCGUCUACAAAAGACUCAUCAGUGACGCUCGAAUCCAAAAAAUGUUGCCAAAUACAGCUAAGGUAAUAUAUGCCUGAGGUAGAAAAGCCUAAGUAUUUCUAAAAAUUCAAAAUUUUGUAAACAGUCAGAUAUUCUUUUUAUACAUAGCAUACACAUUGAUUUUAUUAAGAGUUGCUCACUGAGGAUAGAAAAUCUUAAACAUACGAGGAAAAAUGUCAAAAAUUGAAAGAAGUGUGUAAAUUCACUAACCAAACAAAAAGAUUUCUCGAACUAUAUUAAAAUAUUAUAUACAUUUGUACAUACCCAAAAUCACUGUGUCAUUCAUUCAUUUAUUUUGAAUUUAUUUCGGGUUUAAAGGAGUAGGUCCGGUAAGGACUCAUUUUGGCCUCAAAUUUUAGUUUCAUCUGACGAAAGAUUUUGACCACUUUUUAAACUUAAGUGUCUAUUUCACUUGAUUCAAUUAGUUUUUGUGAAAGAUUUUAACUAAUUUAGUCAUUAAAAACGAUCCGAUUAAAACUCAAAUAUGAAAAAUCUCUCAAAUAUUCCGAAAAACGUCACGCCUCAGAUGGUAUUUGUCAAAAAUGAAAGUGGCCGCGUCCGUGUGCAUCCACAACCUUUAUAUAUGUUAUGUAUUAUCAUAAAAUACAACUAACAUUUCAAUAUUAAGGAUGAACACGAAUUCGGCCACUUUCGUUUUACACGGAAACCGUCUAAGAUUUAACUUAAAUGAUAGAAUUUUGAAAAUUUCAGUAAUUUAGCAUGACUUAAUGGUGCUACAACCCGAUAUAUGUGCAUUAUAUUGUCAAAAACAGCCCAUAUUUAUGUAGAAGAAGCAUUCAACUGUUCAAUAAAUAACUAAAAGUUUACAUUUUAACAAUUUUGUAAAACUGUUAUAUUUUGAGGCCAAAAAGAGGUCUUACCGGACCUACUUCUUUUGGAUAUUGUAUUUUCAAUUGUUAUUUAGUAUUGUUAUUUGUG